Mugil cephalus (flathead mullet) is the source of this 1287-nucleotide messenger RNA. RefSeq names its product retinol binding protein 4, plasma (gene rbp4). The record is from RefSeq and is a predicted model, not a curated record. The coding region runs from base 68 to 679 and encodes 203 amino acids. Lineage: Eukaryota; Metazoa; Chordata; Actinopteri; Mugiliformes; Mugilidae. Gene Ontology annotation, biological process: retinol transport. The transcript has 6 exons. Gene Ontology annotation, molecular function: retinol transmembrane transporter activity; retinol binding.
CCAGCUGCAUAUAAGGCCGGGUCCAGAGUGGGGAUCAGGGGAUCGCUGUGAGCUGCCCAUAACAAGAAUGCUGCUGCGGUGUGUUGUAGCCCUCUGCCUUGUGGCCCUGUCCUGGGCACAGGACUGCCAGGUAGCCAACAUUAAGGUCAUGCAGGACUUUGACAGAACCAGGUAUGCAGGCACGUGGUACGCCGUAGGAAAGAAGGACCCAGAGGGUUUGUUCCUUCUCGACAACAUCGUGGCCCAGUUCACCAUUAGCGAGGACGGCAAAAUGACUGCCACAGCUAAAGGCAGAGUCAUCAUCCUCAACAAUUGGGAAAUGUGCGCCGACAUGAUGGCCACCUUUGAGGAUACUCCCGACCCCGCCAAGUUCAGGAUGAAGUACUGGGGAGUCGCAUCCUACUUGCAGACUGGAAACGAUGACCACUGGGUUAUCGACACCGACUACGACAACUACGCAAUCCACUACUCCUGCAGACUUCUAGACUCCGACGGCACCUGCUUAGACAGCUACUCCUUCAUAUUCUCCCGUCACCCGACCGGCCUGAGGCCGGAGGACCAGGUCACCGUCGUCCAGAAGAAGAUGGAGCUGUGUCUCCUCGGCAAAUACAGACGCGUCGCACACACCGGCUUCUGCCAGGAGAGCGGAUCUCUUGACCCACCGAGCCCCCCUUCCUAAGAGCCCCCCUUCAACCACCACCUCCACCAUCCGCCAUCCGCCAUCCACCCCUGAGACUGUGGACUGGUCUCAGACUGAAUCCCACUUCUUCCCUUUUACCUCUAUUUUAUGUCUGUCUUGAAAAGGGAAAGAAGCUUGUCCAUCUUUUAAAAAAAUAAACUAAAAUGGGAAACUUCAAGCUGCAAUAUUCACAAGAAAAGACUUUUCUUCGUUAAGUGUUUCCAUUAGUUAGAGUUGCAUGUUGUAUUUUUUUUUUCUUUUGUAAAGGAAAAUUGCAUAAAACAAACUUUAAAUGUGAACCGAUGCUUCCUCUGUGAUGCCAGUGAGAAAACAUGUCAGACAGUAGCGUUGUCUGGAAUUACCCCUCUCAUAAAAUAUCUCCUCUUUAAGUGAACCUGGACUCUAAACGCCACGUUGGCUAAAAAGAAAAAAACAGGUUUCCACGUCACUGAAGGUACGGUACGCAUGGUACAUUGUAGCACAAAUGCACAUAGACCUUAAAACAUGCACAGUUACUAUAUUUAGGCGUACAGUAAGUAAGUCAAGGUUGUUUCCUAAUGCCAAGAUGUGAACUUGAUCGAGUUUUUGAAAUAAAAACCUUAAAACAA